CAGACAUUUAAAAUGACUUGGAUUUUCAUCAAAAUAGCAAAGAGUGGGAGCACAGAGAUAAAUCUGUUAUUACAUGCUAAUCACACGAGUAGUAAUGAUUGAGUUAACAUGACCAUCCAAGAUUAUUUAAAGAAAAAACAUAUUUUCGGCUAACGAUUUAGCGUUUGUGCCAUCUUUUUGAGGAUACAAUUAGUGACCUUGUUUUUGUUUCAUUAUCUCAGUUACAUAAAUUACACUAUUAUUUUAGCGUCUAAAUCUUUCGAAAACUGCUUUCAACAUGCCUUUAAAGUCAAAAGUAGGCACGAACUUUCCCAUAAUUUAGAUAUCGUUAUUUUAUGUUUUUGACUUCAAUAAAUUUUCCACAUCUUUAAAGAACGAAUAAAUCUAUUUUUGUUGCGUCAGUCACAGAAAUAUACAUGUGAAGCUGAUAGACACCUUACGCAAGUGAAUCUGUUUUACCUCGCUUGUACCGUUGUAGAGACAAAGAUGAUGAGGUCCGGAAGUGUGAAACUCGUGAGCAGGCUAUUUAUGAAAAUGUUAUAUAGAACAUAUGUUCCGUAUAUACGGAACAUAAUAAAGAAAAUGAUGUGUUAUUUGAGUAGAAAUCCUUCAUUUUCUCAGCCCGGACCCAAAAACCCGAAUCACGUUAAGAAAGAUAUAUUUAUCUACAAAAACAUAACUCCUACACUAAUGAAAAAAUUUCACGGGAAAAUGCCUCAGAUCAGUUCCAUUUAGCUAUGAGUCUAUUAAAUAUGGGUGAAAAUAAUUCCCGAAAAACUGAUGAAUCGGUCAGUUCAACAUUUCAAAAAAUGUUUUUCCUCGCUUUUCUAAAUUCCAUUCCGUUAAACGUACUAUAUCAUUUUCAGAAUCGUCGGUAUGCUUCUAGUUGAUUUUUAUUAAAUUGCCUCACAGUUACAUGCGUUGAUCAAAUUCUAGCGCUGUUCCUGAUAUUUUUUUCCAGGGGCAUUGUAUACCAUUUUGAAAACAUCGCCCCUCCUUGAAAUUGAGAUAAUUGUUUGUUGUGUGGACUAGUCAACCAGUUUUCUUACAUUAAAUUAUCAAAGGAUUUCCUUUUGAAUGGAGAUAAUUUCACGAAGACCAACUUUAAUACGUACACCCCAAAAAACCUUAAAAUUCGUCAUUCCACCGCACUCAGGGGAACAAACCUCAUUAAAUCAUUCUACAUUAAACCGUGGAAACUUAAGUCCUCAGCCAGCUAAAGAUUCGAUCACUUCUAAAGCAAAUACAGUUAACUUCAUCUCCCAACAAACACUAGUUAAUGGUGAUCAGGAUGGUCUUUUGGAAAAUGGGAGAGAUUGUGACGAAAAUCCAUCCAACCUGGCCAGCACAGAUGAUGAAGUUUCAAGUUUAAUUUUAGAUGUCAAUAACACAACGCUACAGCCAACACAUUGUGAAUUAACUACUUACGAUUCUUCUGCUUCACAGAGUAUACAAGCUGAAGAUAUUUAUGGUUUCAUUUUUACGGAACAAAAAAAAACUAGCCAUAAAGAUGAGACGAUACCACAGCAACAGACUACUUCUGCGGCAAAAUAUACAAGAAGUAUUCUUAAAUCAAAACCACUCUCUCCGAAGAUAUAUUUUGAUGGUACAUAUGAAUCCUUUCAAGAUAAAAUGUAUUAUACGUUACAUGGAACACGUGAUAGUGUUGACCUCACUACAGUUCGCUUUCAAAUCGGUUGUGUUUCACCCUAUUUUGGCGAUGAUAGCAGCUCAAAUGAACAUGUCGUGAAUACAUGUUACGUACCUCCUGAAGCUGAAAAUAUCGAAUCACCUAGUACAGCGCGAAAAACCGUACGAUUCGCAGACGAAGCAAGGGAUUUCAUACAAACCUACCCAACAUCUAUGAAUCCUCUAUUUUCAAAUGCUUUUCCCCUAAGAAAUGACCCGGAUAUCGAUGAGAUAGCAUCAAUUUUCGGAAGUGACACACCAUCUUCUUUGGAAGAAAACUUAGCAAAAACAACAGAAAUAAACAAUUGUAAUUAUAGUCCAACAACUUCGGUCGGUUCAAACUUCAUAUCAAUUAGUAUCGGAAUGAUGCCUAAUCAACUGCCAAAACCGGUCAAUAGAAAUUCAACAAACAUAUAUGAUACAGAAAAGACAAAUUAUGCAAAAACUGAUGAACCAACCAAUUGGAACAUAAUGCCGAAAAAUGAAUAUACUUUAGAAAGUUCGAAUGAGCAGACGAACGAGUAUUCAACUCUUGACUAUGAAUUAAUAAAAUCAAAUGGUAAAAUGAACGUUACCUCAAUUGAUAAAACAUAUCCUACAACACGAAUAAAUUCCAGUAGAAUAAAUAAAGUACAAGGUUAUGCUGAUCUGUUAAUUGGUCGACCUAAACUUCAUGAUGACUUUUUAAUCCCUCGACAACAGUUACUAACAAACAACUUUUCGUUAAAUCGUUUAUUUAUUCAUCCAUUUAAUGGAUAUCAACGUGAGAACUCAACCACACUAAGUCCUCAGAAUACAUAUCGAUUCAACCCGCCAUCGAAUAACCAUAACAUAUUCCUGUCUGGUCCUCAGAAUCAUUUACUGUCUAAUAAAACUGACACAUUGGAAACUAACCGAACACACUAUCUUAUCCGCAAUCUGCAUAGUACACGUUUACCAAACAAUGAACAGACAUAUGAUUCGGUAAGGCAGUCAGGUAUAGAGAACAAAAACAAUAUUUCAUUACAUGAGUACCAGAAUAAUAGUAGCAAUAUUAAUAAAAGUUCUCAAAUUCAAUAUCAGAUUACGUAUGCUUCGGAUUAUGAGGGGAUAGAUUUAUCUCUCAUGGGAAACGAUACCCCAACAACUCCUUUAUCACCGUCGCCAUCUUCAACAAUAACAACAGUUAUAGAAACCGGUCGUCAACGUGAUCAUGCAUCCGACACUGAAAACUGUACUACACUUGUCCCACAACCAACAACCCAGGGUAUCACGAAAGAGUCUCUAUGGAACAAAGAAGACAAUAAGCAAAAAACUGAAAGUUCCAAGUUAAUUAUCAGCAUCCAACAGAAACAGCACUCACAAUCCUCUGCACCACUGAAUACUACACCUGCCCGACUUCUUCAACGCCGAACACGUGUUUGUGAAUCUUCUGCAAUAGGUUUGAAUUCUUCUGAUCCAAGGAUGAUUAAUUCUGCUUAUGAAUUUGAAACUACACAAUCUGAAGUAAAUAAACAGGAAGAUUUAGUGAAAUUUGAGAAAAAUUCAAUUACUCCUAAUCCUAUCACAAAUCAAAAUGUUACUAAUAAUCCGAAAGCUUGUUGGUUUCGUCUACAUAAUGGAUAUUCAGAAGAAACUAAAUGUAGUACCAAUAAAAGUCCCACGAAAAAUCAGUUCAGCAUUAAUAUUAGAAAUCAACCAACUGUUUUCAAACAGCCAGAUAAACUUGUAAAUGAUUCUGACAGUUGUGAUUAUGAUAAUGUAGCAAAUUUAUCACCAAAGUGUGUUACACCGUCUACAUUUAAACUAGGCACUACUCCAGUUGUUAAAAAAUUAUUUGGACCUAAAUUGCAAUCUGCGACAUACACACAAAUACAUGAUGUCACACAACGUCUAACUGAAUUUCUUCAAUCUGAAGGCGAUUACCAACACCAACAACAAACAAAAUCACCGAUAAUAGCACAACAAUUGUGUCACCAAGGUAACAAGCUCAAAGCCUUAUCAACCUUACAACCGAUUCCGGUUAAACCAGAAGUGUUUAAUCACUCUUCUGUUAAUAACAAAACUUCUAGACUCUUGACAAAUAUGCUACGCUUUACUGUGUAAAAUCUUAACGGCUAUCAAAACGACUGAUGAAUUUAUGACUUCGUUUAUGGAUAUAAUCUUGGUUGUUUGAAUUAAUGUAGAAAACAAAUUACUGAUAUCUUAUUGAAUACUAGCUAUCAACAUUACCCAUGACAUUCCCCCAUUUUCAUCGAUCAACGAAACAAGCAUCAAUUGUGUGAGAACUGGCAACGUAAAGUUAAAUACAAUAACUCAUGUCAUAUACGAUAAAACGGCGUUUUAGUUGUGACAAACUAGUAACGCAUUAUAAGAUGUGAUAACAGUGGGGUUAUAUGGAAGACCUGUAAUACCAUCAGCAUUGUCAAUAGAAGAGCAGAGAUUAAUCAAAUCCCUUGAGCGUCUAAACAGGCGAUUAAGUGAAAUAUUUAUUCGUCAACAGUGAUAACACAAUCACGAAGAUAAUCAAAUACGUAGAAAACGGCAGUCCCAUUAUUCACAUUUAUUGAUUAUAUAUAUAUAUAUAUAUAUA
Molecule: messenger RNA, 4261 nt
Organism: Schistosoma rodhaini
Lineage: Eukaryota; Metazoa; Platyhelminthes; Trematoda; Strigeidida; Schistosomatidae
Source: the annotation of a GenBank genome assembly